UUUCUGUAAUAAAUGGCCAGAAAAAAUUAUACUGUGCUCACUGAGUUCAUCCUGUUGGGUUUAGCAGACUCACUGGAGUUACAGAUUACCCUAUUUUGCCUUUUUUCUGUGAUUUAUACACUUACAGUUGUGGGGAAUGUAGGAAUGAUUCUCUUAAUCAGAAUUGAUUCCCAGCUUCAUACACCCAUGUAUUUCUUCCUGGCUAACCUGUCCUUUGUGGAUGUUUGUUAUUCAUCCACCACCACCCCAAAGAUGCUGGUAGAUCUAUUAUCAGAGAAGAAGUCCAUCUCCUUUGCUGGCUGCUUUCUGCAGAUGUAUUUCUUUAUAGCCUUGGCCACAACUGAAUGCAUCCUUUUUGGGUUAAUGGCCCAUGACCGCUAUGUGGCCAUAUGCAACCCUCUCCUUCACUCCUUGAUCAUGUCCAGGACCGUCUGCCUGAAAAUGGCAGCAGGGGCUUUUACAGCAGGACUGUUGAACUCUGUGAUUCACACAGGUUAUGUGAGCAGCUUGCAAUUCUGCACUUCCAAUGUCAUCCAUCACUUCUUCUGUGACAGUCCCCCACUUUUUAAGCUCUCCUGCUCUGACACACGCCUGCAUGAAAGCAUCUUGUCCGCAUUCGCUGGUGUGAAUAUGGUUGGGGCUCUGCUGGUGAUCCUCACCUCCUACUGCUACAUUCUCUUCUCCAUCUUCCGCAUGCACGCAGGGGAGGGGAGGCGCAAAGCCUUCUCCACGUGUGCGUCUCACCUGACAGCCAUCAUGCUGUUCUAUUCCACCUCCAUCUACACUUAUCUCAGACCUUCCUCCAGCUACUCCCUGACUCAGGACAAAGUGGCUUCCGUGUUCUACACAGUGGUCAUCCCCAUGUUGAAUCCUCUGAUCUACAGCCUCAGGAACAGGGAAGUGAAGAAGGCUUUAUGGAAUGUGAUUACUAUGAAACGGAUUCCUUCAUUUCUGUGA
This is a messenger RNA of Budorcas taxicolor (takin), 957 nucleotides long. Its product is annotated as olfactory receptor 5F1-like. NCBI's taxonomy places the organism in Eukaryota, Metazoa, Chordata, Mammalia, Artiodactyla, Bovidae. The transcript has a single exon. The coding region runs from base 13 to 957 and encodes 314 amino acids. Gene Ontology annotation, biological process: sensory perception of smell; G protein-coupled receptor signaling pathway. Gene Ontology annotation, cellular component: membrane. The record is from RefSeq and is a predicted model, not a curated record. Gene Ontology annotation, molecular function: odorant binding; olfactory receptor activity; G protein-coupled receptor activity.